Cetraspora pellucida is the source of this 1509-nucleotide messenger RNA. Lineage: Eukaryota; Fungi; Glomeromycota; Glomeromycetes; Diversisporales; Gigasporaceae. The record is from the annotation of a GenBank genome assembly.
AUGUCAUCAGACGAGUUCUUUAUAAGGUCUCCAACAAAAAAAAGAGAUGUUAAGGGGAAAGGUGUUGUGACACCGAUAUCUGAUGGAAAAAGCGAAAAUAAAGAGCAUAACAAUAAGGAAUCAUCUUGGAAUAAACAGUUAAACCAUCCUCAGUUCCAGAAUACCUUAGCUAAAUAUGCUAACAACACCAGGAUUUUUCAAGCUGGAGAAUUUGAGCAUACUGUACCUUCAAUGUAUGAUGUUGUAUAUUCUCACUAUGCAGAGUUUAACAAGAAAAUAGUAUCGUUAUCAACAAUCGAGUGGGGAGAUGUAUCAUUAAGGGUAGGCGCUUCAUCUGACAUAAGCAAGAAGUAUAUGCUCUAUAGUGCUGUCGAAUCAAUAAGUCAAAGUCAUCCUAUGUGUUUGGGUAUCAUGGAUUGUGAUCUCUUUACAAAAGAUGAUGAAAAAACAGUAAAUUAUAAUUUACAAUUGAUGAACAAACUUAAAUUCACAAAACGGAAUAAAAACAGACAAUGUGGGAAUGUUCAUUUUAUUAAAUGUAUUUCACAUCAUGAUAAUGAACCAAUUCAACAAGCAAGGCUCCUAAACUUGGAUACUAUUAUCACAAGUGGAAAUAAACGGAUUUAUGAGUGGAGUGUCAAAACAAAAAAUGACACGUUAGCAGGAGAAACAGUUCAUUUAAUUUGUAUAUUUGAUAGACAAAUUUCUGCUCGAACAUUUGUGGUGGACAAUUCUGAUAAUGAUAAUAUCGGUCCAGGCUUGUCAAUUGAUAAAAAUCAACGUUUAAUUGUCAACGGAGCAUUAACCGGACACCUUGUAGUUUGGGAUUCGUAUGGAUUUGGACCCUAUCACAGCUCAGCUGCGUUUUAUCCAAAGUUUUCCACAAAGAUCGUUGAAGAUCCCAUUGCUGACAAAAUUCUUGCUGUUGAUUUCAGUACAAUUACCAAUGAGAUUUGCUGCACUACUAGUGGAGGUGAUAUCAAAAUUUGGGAUUAUCGUAAUAAUAAUGUUCAAAAGGCUCACAAUGUGGCUAUAACUAGUUGUCACUGGAAUCCUCAUGAUAAACAUUACUUUUUAACAGCUGAUGAGACUGGAAGUAUCAAAUAUUGGGAUGCAAGAUCAAUGCGUAGUCUAAUUGGAUUAUUACAAGCAAGUUAUUCAGUUGAUAGAUCAUUAAAAACUUUUAAAAAACAUGACAAGCGCGUGAACAAAGUAAUGUGGUCUCCAUAUUCUUCUGACACAUUUGCAAGUUGCUCAGAUGAUAGUUUAGUUAUCCUUUGGAAUGCUAAAAAGACCGAUAAUCGACUUGGUGGCGCAUUCUUCAAGCAUAUAGGUCACCGUACUAGAGUUGCUGACAUCGCAUGGCAUCCUGAUGAUGCAUUCAGUAAUACCAUUGCAUCUGUAUCCACUAGCUUGAGCGCCUCUAAUAAUAAUACCAAAAUCAAGCCAAGUCUAGUUCAAGUUUGGCGGCCUAAAAAAAUCUUUUUUGAGAUGGAAAUUCCUAAAUAA